Messenger RNA from Rotaria socialis, 1092 nucleotides. Lineage: Eukaryota; Metazoa; Rotifera; Eurotatoria; Philodinida; Philodinidae. The record is from the annotation of a GenBank genome assembly.
AUGGCACUUGAUAGUGGCGAAAAAACCAUCAUUGAUUAUACGACAGAAGGUAGCUUCGAAGAUGUGGAACGUCUACUUAAAGCUCAUGUACCUGUUGAUGUUCAUGACGAGCAUGGUAUGACACCAUUACAACAUGCAGCCUUUAAAGGACAUACGAAAAUUUGUUCGCUACUAUUAGCACAUGGCGCUGAUGUCAAUGAUCAUGAACAUGAUCAGGGUUAUACGGCUCUUAUGUUUGGUGCUCUUUCAGGUAAUAGUGAAGUUAUUCGUAUUCUACUUGAAGCAGGUGCGAAAUCUCAUCAAAUAAAUCGUAUCGGCCGAACAGCUGCUCAAUUAGCUGCAUUUACCGGGCAAAAGCAUUGCGUUGAUACAAUAAAUAAUUAUGUUACACUCGAAGACCUUAAAUAUUAUACGACACCACAAGGUCAAGAAGCAGAAAGCAAAUUACCGGAAUCGUGUGUACAAGGAUUUCAACUUUUACUUAUUACAACGAAUUUCAAUCCAGUUCAUUUGCUCAAUAUUGUUUGUAAAUAUCCGGAAUUAUAUCAACCAAAAUCAAAUCUCAAACGAAUUUCCAAUACAUUGUCAUUUAUAAUUGAACGAUCAUUAGAUCCAUAUCAUACCACUGAACCCAAUGAUAUACUUGCAAUAAAAUCACAUUACAUAAAAACAUUCAUUGAUGCUAUAUUAGAGAAAAAUUCAGAUGAUAUUAACAAAGUCUGUGGUGAUUUGUGUAAAAAAUUUGCACAUGGAACUGAAAAUGAUGAUUUUCGAAUGUUUGAAGAAAAAUUUAUUCGAGAAACUAUUCGUGAUUUUCCAUUUAAACAAUGCCCACUUCUUCAGCAGCUCGUCAGACUUAUCGCUUCAGUUGUAUUGGGUCAAAAUCCGUCCGCUCUAUCUGUCUUAACUACAACUCUCAAUGGACGUACUUUGGGAGAGGAAGUAUCCAAUCGAUGUGAUGCGUGUAGUCAACUAAAUGCCAGUCGUCGUUGCACUGCAUGCAAAUCGGUGUACUAUUGUAAUGAAUCAUGUCAGCGUCUACGUUGGUCUACCCACAAACGCAUCUGUUCUUCAUUGAAUAAUAAUGCAUAG